Dentiscutata erythropus is the source of this 1977-nucleotide messenger RNA. The record is from the annotation of a GenBank genome assembly. Lineage: Eukaryota; Fungi; Glomeromycota; Glomeromycetes; Diversisporales; Gigasporaceae.
AUGUCAUCGACUAAUCAACCCAAUAUUGAAGAAAUGGAACCACGUAUUCUACAAAAUAUUAAAAAAAUAGACGCAAAAAAUUCUCAACAAGAUAGUGCGAUUAUAAUUAUUGGUGAAACGAGAGAAGGAAAGACUACACUAUUCAACUAUUUGGUUGGAAAUUUCUUGCUUAGUAAAGAAAAUAUUGAUGAGGGUGGAUUUGAAAUUUAUAAUGGCGUCAAAACUUAUGUUGAGGAUUCUUCAAAUAACAUAAAUAUUACCAAAAAUUAUAUCGGUGAUUCUUCAAAUAACAUAAUUAUUAACAAUCGUUCUAUUUCACAAACAUCUUUACCAUUAAAUCAAGAAAAUAUUGGGAUUGUCCUGAGACACAAGCAAAACGAAGCUUUUAAACCUUAUCCAACAUCUGGACGUGGUCAAGGAAAUCUCAGUUUAUCUCAAAGAGAAUUAUUCAAUUUUUUAUCCUCUGAUAGAAGUCAAAUUGCCUUUUUCAACGCUCCUCGAGAAGAAGGGUUAAUUCCUGAUACAGACAAAUUUGAAAUCUUAGAUUGUUUAGAGAAAAUUUCUUAUAUUGAAAACCUUGAAACUAGUUUUUCUCCAGGGCCAAGCGCAGAACUUUAUAUCAAAAAUCUAAUAAAUAUGUUUUAUAAAGAUGUAGAAGAAUUUAUGUCUAAGAAAUUUUAUUUUGCAUUUCUAAAUUACGUAGAAAAUCUUAUAGAUAGUCAUAAUGAUACGGUUAAAAAAUUAAGAAAAUCUUUGAACGAAUUUAUUGCUAAAGUGAAUACAAAUAUAUCCAAUACUGAGAAUUCACAACAAUUUGAAGAUAAACUUAGACAAGUUCUCUCAAUUAUUCAACUCUUACGGAGAGACGAUCUUAAAGACGAACUUCAAAAAAAAAUUUCUCAAUUAAGUUUUAUUGAACUCGUAAAGACAGAAUCAAUUGCUAUCCAAGGGAAUACAAGUAGCUGGUAUCACUUAAUACCUGAACUUAUUAAUGCUAUAAAGUCAUUAACGUCUAAACCUAAAAUAAAUAGCGAAGGACAAUUAUUAACUUUCGAAGGCACAAUUAUUGGUACUGAAGAUGUUGCUAAAAGUAUAUCUCAUACUACGGAUUAUAAGGAAAUAAAUGUGUACAGUUUAAAUACGAUAUUUAUUGAUAAAGAUAUAAAAGCACCAGGAGCCUUUCUGACAUUCAUAUCUCCUCAAUUGCGUGUUGUUGGUAAAAGAACAAUUAAUUUAAAAGGUAAAGCAGGUCCUUUACAUAAUCCACGAAAAGCUGAAGAUGGAACCAAUAAAAUAAUCAAUAAACAAGAUACAUACGAUAUAAUUAAUGAAAAUGAUACAAAAAACGAAAUUAAUGAAGAGGCAGGUAAUGAAAUUAUUACCGAUAUUAAGAUAGAAGGAAUAAUCAAUGAAGAUACUAAUAGAAAAGAUGUGUGUGAUAGAAUUAAUAGCAAAAAGGCAAGUUUAGAAAUGCAUGGAAAGGAUGAUCUUAGUGGCGGUGAUGGUGGUAAAGGGCAAGACGGUGGUGAUGGUGCUAAAGGACAAGUUGAUGACUAUUCUAAAGUAAAAGAGAUGGUAGAUAGCAGAAGUGAAUCAUCUUUAGUUUUACAGGAAAACGUUUCACGUUUUCUUUUAAAUAACAAAUAUGAAGAAACGUAUGUAGCUUAUGACCCAGGACAAGAAGGUGGAAAUGGUGGGCGAGGAGGAGUGGGUGGCAAUAUUGGAAGGCAUGGAACUAUACAUUUAAAGUUCGAUAAUUUACUAAAAAAUCCAAAAAACCCUAUUAUUAAAAAAUAUAGUAGAAAAGGAAAAAAUGGAGAAGGAGGAUUACCUGGCAGCGGAGGAGAAAAUGCAAAGUAUCAUGGAGUAUAUCUUAAUGAAAAAUUAUUUUCUGCAUUUAAAAGGUUACUACGUGAAUAUACUGAUAGCACUACAAAAACAGAUUCCAAGAAAUUAGACGGCUAUAGAAAAGAAUAG